Messenger RNA from Hypoxylon fragiforme, 3058 nucleotides. Its product is annotated as ankyrin repeat-containing domain protein. NCBI's taxonomy places the organism in Eukaryota, Fungi, Ascomycota, Sordariomycetes, Xylariales, Hypoxylaceae. The coding region runs from base 229 to 2943 and encodes 904 amino acids. The transcript has 7 exons. Gene Ontology annotation, molecular function: protein binding. The record is from RefSeq and is a predicted model, not a curated record.
AACAGAGGCCUAGUUAGCCGCAUAACUAAUGCGGAGGGGGGGACUAUAGCCCCCAUCUAGAUUUAUAGAGAUUAGACUCGUAGUCAAUGGAAUUCUGCUACCUACUCAAAGGCCCUUAUCAUAGCGCUCACACAUAUGGAACAUAAGACUAGAGGUCCACAACCUAGGCACGUUAGGGCAUCGGAUUAUUGUCACAUAAAGGAUGAUUCGGUCGAAUAAACGAUCAUCAUGGCUCCUUCUAUCGAAAUGACGAUUGGUGUUUGCCAUAAGGCAACUGUUCUCGGCAACAAGAUAGCCAUUCACAUGCUCGAAUAUGUUGGCACUGUCGAGAAACAUGGAUACCAGUUCGACGAAUUAGCACACGACUUUUUAGAGACAUGUCGAAUAAUGUGGUCUCUGGAAGCCGGCCUGACUGAAUGCUCCAGAAGCAACCAACGAUUUCCCAUCGAGAUGAUCGCGGAGCUCGACAAGAAGUUCCGAGCGGCGAAUUCGGAUUUCCAGGUCCUCGACCACAUGCUAAGUCGCCUCCUGGAGUACGAGAAGAAGGGUACCAUGGGGAAGAUUCAAAAGGGGUGGCGCAAGAUGUUUGCCGACAACGAUGUCGAAAGGAUGAAGGACAAUCUAGCCAAGACCCGAGAGGCCUUAAGGAUGAGUGCUCUCGUGUUCCAGUGGUCUCUGGGCGAUGCCAAGAUCGACGACACAGUCGGCAUUGGCUACACAGGCCUUGCGGCGGCACUCGAACGCAUGUCGGGGGGGAAGCACACCGCAGCCAUGACGAGGACGAAGACGCUUUCUAGCCACAACACAGUCACCCACCAAGCAGAAGAGAUACCGCCAGUUUGGCCAUUGCCCCCUUCUCACAACAGCCCACGCAGCAAGGGCUCCCUGACAGACCAUGGUUCUAUGAGAACACGAGACCGCGACGAUCCGCAAAACCAGGGCGGCGUCCAACUCCUCCCAGAAAUCCACCGCGAGCCCUCCUUAUCCAACUACACCAUCGGGAGCAGGUCGUCCUCCCACCAUGGCCGAGAACGCGUCAUGUCCACCAUUGACACCUUCGACCGAUCGAUCGCGCAAAGCUCCGCUCCUUCGGGCGGCAUCACCGAGGUAGACACGCUAGUGGGGGAGAUGGAUUCGUUCGAGCCCUUCAAAGUCGUCCGCGUGAAGGCCGACCCCCUCGCCAUGCCCCGUUGGUCGCCGCGGAACUCGGUGGCGUCUGAUCCGCCAGCCCUGAGAGACGCAUUGCUCUCCGCAGUCGAGGCGGGAAACCAUAAGUUGGUCGAGCAGUUGUUAGACCGAGGCGCUUCUCCGGAUAAUUCGUCCGACUCGCAUAUCCUAAACCAUGCCAUCACUCGCCAUGAUGCGGAAACCAUCCGUAUCCUUUUACUCUUCGGCGCCAACCCGAAUGCGCCCGAUAGCCGUAACGUGACACCCUUGUAUUUAGCAGUAGAGGAAUCCUUUCGAAAUGCCGUUAUUAUGCUACUAAAAUAUGGAGCGGAUCCCAACCUCGCAUCAGGGAACAAUUCCGAGACGCCCUUCGCCUUGUCCAUCAUCGAAGACAAGUUAGAUCUUGCCCGCAUUCUCCUCACGUACGGAGGCGACGUCAACCACACCGUGUCAAAUGGCGACAGCGUAUUGAUGGCGGCUAUUAUUAAGAAGAGAGCGAAGAAGGUGGUAGACAUGCUUCUGGAGUAUGGCUCCGAUGCAAAUGCGAAGAACAGAGAUGGACACACGCCUUUAUUCGAGGCCAUCGAGUCGAAUCGGAUAGAGGUUGUCACGAGCCUUUUGGAUCAUGGCGCCAACCCUAAUCUCCCUGGUCCUAAACAUAGGCUCUGGCCAGCAGCAGGCUUGCCCCGAAUACUCGAAGUCCUUCUCCACCGCGGUGCCGACCCCAAGAAAGCACCUGGUAUCAUGGAACUGGCUACCUCAAUCAACCACAUCGAAUCCGUCCGCGUGCUGCUAAAAGCCGGGGUCGAUCCCAACUCCAAAAAGGACGGCAUCUACACGCCGCUCUGCUCGUCUAUCCGGGAUAACCGCACCGAUAUAUUCGAGCUACUGUUAGCUAAUGGCGCCGACCCGAACCUCCCAAGCGCCGAAUAUCCCACCUUCAAAUGCGUAACGCACUACCGAACGCAGUAUCUAGCCCCCCUCGUGGCCGCAGGCGCCGACCUGCACUCUCCUAAGGGUAUUCUCGAAACCGCAGUCCAGUGCAAGAAUGUCGAGGCCCUGUACUGGCUGCUAGACACGGGGAGAGUUUCUCCUAAUGAUAAAACCCCCAAGACUGGCGCUACGCCCCUGACUACGGCGAUCAAGGAGAAUCGUGCAGAUUUAGUGGACCUCCUCCUCUCCCGGGGCGCCGACCCGAACGUGCGGGGCGAGAACUGGCCCGUCUGCAUGGCCGUGCACCAGCCCGCGAUCCUCAAGCGCCUGCUGCCGGUGCUGGCGGAGCCGCGCGCCUUCAAGGGCGUCAUGGAGAUGGCCGUCGUCGCCAACCAGCUCGAGAGCAUCAAGCUGCUGCUCAAGGCCGGCAUCAGCGUCGAGGACCGCAACGGCGGCGUCUUCUCGCCGCUCACCACCGCGAUUCGCGAGGACAGGGUCGAGAUUGUGCAUUUCUUGCUGGAGGAAGCCGGGGCGGACGUCAACUCGCCGGGCGAGCACCUGCCGAUCGUGAAGGCGCUGCGGCGGCUGCACGGGGCGGACACGGAGAUCAUCGAGCUGCUGCUGAAGCACGGCGCGGACCCGAACAAGAUCUACCGGGGCCACAACGCGUACAUCCAGGCGAUCGAGAACGGCGACGCGGGCAUACUGAAGCUGCUCAUCGACAAGGCGGGCGUCGACCGCUCCGUCCAGGACGACUCCGGCAUGACGAUGGUCGAGAUCGCGGAGCACAGGGGCUGGGAGGAGGGGAGGCUGUUGUUGAUGAAUGCGAGGGGGGUUAAUUAAUCAGAUAAUGCAGGUACCCGUCGGUAAAUUUCUUUUUGUUUUUUUUGUUCAAGUAAGUAGGUCUUUUAUUGUAGGCAUCCAUCCACCUCUGUCGAGAUGCUUUAGGAUGUAUAUA